AUGGAUCAGGGUGAAGAUCAAUUGAUGCAUUUCUUCUGGAAAGAUAGGAAAAACAAUACCGUGGAGGAUGAUUUUAUUCUCUUCCCUGAUGAAGCUGAAUUCAUUCGAGUAGAUCAAUGUACAACUGGUCGUGUAUAUAUACUUAAUUUUAAAUCAUCUUCUCGUAAAUUAUUUUAUUGGAUGCAAGAUGCAAAAGAUGAGAAGGAUGAAGAAAACGUUGCAAAGUUGAAUCGAUUAAUUAAUGAUCCCCAAGGUGGAUUGGCGGAAAGCAGGCAACAAAAUAAUGCAGGUCAAUUAGGUAGUCCUUUUCGAAAUAUGGAUGAUUUGGGGUUUGGAGUGGAUCAAGAACAGUUGUUGCAGUUACUUCAAGGCGGAAUAGGUGGGCUUCCCAUCACGUCAACUACUCCCGCCAGCGAACCACAAUCUGCUACAGCUGCAACAUCAGAAGCUGGUUCUGGUGCACAGACAACUGAACAAAACAUUGGUUUUACUCCUGAACAAUUGGAACAAUUAGGUGGCUUGAGAAACGUUUUACCAAAUAUACAGAAUCCAGAGGGAGGAACGAGGCAUGCUCUAUUUCCUCAUCUACCAUCCAAUAUUGAAAGAACACCUGAAGAAUUAAAUGCUGUUCUUAACAGUCCACAAUUUGCUCAGGCAUUGCAAUCUUUAAGCAUGGCUUUACAAUCUGGCCAAUUAGGACCUUUGCUGACUCAAUUGGGUUUAGAUCCGUCAGCUGGAAAUGGCGUGGAGGCGUUUCUUCGCGCUGUUCAGGAGCAAGCGGGUAGACGACAAAGAGAUCACAAUGACGAUGAUAAUACUGAUGACCAUAGCGGUGAUAGAAUGGAAGAAGAUUAA
This is a messenger RNA of Funneliformis geosporum, 855 nucleotides long. NCBI's taxonomy places the organism in Eukaryota, Fungi, Glomeromycota, Glomeromycetes, Glomerales, Glomeraceae. The record is from the annotation of a GenBank genome assembly.